ACGGUGGAAGGCUCUGCUGACAAGCUCACGCAGGUGUACAAAAGCAAGGCGGGAGAAAAAUGUUGAGCGUUAGAACAACCCUUUAGAGAGAGAGAGAGAGAGACUUUUUGUUUUUUGGUAUGGAGAGUGACACUUUAUAGAGAGAAAGAGAGGUAACAUUCCUCAGUUCCUCGGUAUAAAAGGAGAGCUGCGGGGGAUGAGGAAGGAGGUGUAGACGACGGUGGAGACCCACAUUAGGCGCUUCGUAGGUUCCCUGAUUAUUACAAGGAACGCUACUCUUUCUCUCUCUGUUAGUCCAUUUAAGCUGAGAAGCUUGGAGGGUCCCUCUCGUCUCUGUUACAUUCUCUUACCUUCGUUUUCUUAAACAUUUUGUAUUUACUUUGCUCUGAGGUGGCUAUGGCGAUAAAGAGAAACAUGGGUUCUGUUAUUGUUGGGGAGAAGUUUGACCCCCGAAACCUUGGUCCUAACCAAGCUGAGACAGAUCACUUGUAUAACGCACUUUGGCACUCUUGUGCUGGCCCCCUGGUUGCUCUUCCUCAUGUUGGGGAGAAGGUCUUCUACUUCCCUCAAGGCCAUCUUGAACAGGUUGAGGCAUCCACAAGUAAUGACGGUAUUCUGGAAAUUCCAGCUUUUAAUUUACCCUCAAUGAUCCUAUGCUCAGUUGUUCAUAUCCAGCUAAAGGCUGAAGUGGACACAGAUGAGGUGUUUGCACAAGUGACACUGGUUCCAGAAACAACGCAAGAAGAACAUAAUCUGGACGCUGUGGUUAGACCGUUACCUGAAAGAACCAAUGUGUACUCAUUUUGUAAGACGCUUACAGCAUCUGAUACCAGUACACAUGGUGGAUUCUCUAUUCUAAAGCGACAUGCUGAGGAAGGCCUUCCUCCUCUGGAUAUGUCCCGCAAAUCCCCAUCACAGGAUCUUGUGGCAGAGGAUUUGCAUGGAGUAGAGUGGCGCUUCCGCCAUAUUUAUCGUGGUCAACCGAAGCGCCACUUGUUUACUAGUGGUUGGAGUACAUUUGUCAGCUCAAAGAGGCUUGUUACAGGGGAUGCUUUUAUUUGUAUUAGAGGAGAAAAUGGAGAACUCCGGGUUGGGGUUCGGCGGGCUCAUAAAAGCGAGUACAUUGUGUCUGCAUCCAUCAUGUCUGGACAUAGUAUGCAACUGGGCGUACUCGCCACUGCUGGUCAUGCUAUUUCUACUAAGACCAUGUUCACUGUCUACUACAGACCCAGGACAAGUCCUUCUGAAUUCAUAAUUCCCUAUGAUCAAUGCAUGGGAUCAAUCAAAGCCCUCUAUUCAGUGGGCAUGAGGUUCAGAAUGAAGUUUGAAGGUGAAGAUAGUCAUGAACAGAGACUUGCAGGUACCAUAGUUGGCAUAGAAGAUGUUGAUCAGAUCAGGUGGCCCAGUUCAAAGUGGCGAUGUCUUAGGGUUCAAUGGGAUGAAACAUCUACUUCUGUGGUCCUUCUAGACAGAGUUUCUCCAUGGAAUAUUGAAUCGCUUGAAGUCACCAACCUGACGCAUCCUAUUUUACCCCUAUCAAAGAGUGCACAUCCCUUUUGUUCAUCUCCUGGAUCAUCUUCCUUAGCUGGUAAUGGUCUACAGGGUUCAACUGCGCCUCCGCCACCUAAAACUAGGAGACGCUCACAGGUCUUACAAGGUCAAGAAAGAAAGAUCAGAAAGGUUCAGUUUUCAGGAAAUGCAGGAAGGCCAUCUCCACCCCUUUGGGUUCCUCCACCAAGGUAUGGUCGUGGUAAGGCACAAGCAGGAAAGCAUGACUCAGUUCAUCCUGCUCCUGGCAAUGCAGUAUCUUUCCAAAGUGGAAGCCAUCCACUUUUGGGGCUCAAUGGUUUCUCACACCCAGGGUCCUCCUCAUGUUGGACCGGUGGCAAUGUUGGAAUAAGAAGGAACCCAUCUGUUGCACAUUUCAGUUCCCAGAGUUCUGGAUUUUGUGAAUGGAGAUCUCAUGAGCCCAACAGAGAUACCACACCAGUAACUCCGCCGAUAAGCAGCAGAAAUUGUAUGCUGUUUGGUGUCAACUUAGGCAAGAGCUCAGGAGCUGCAUCACCAUUCAGCACGACAUCUAAUUCGCUCUUAGAUGUUCGGAAUGUGCCUACUGAAGCAACUACUUCUGGAAUUUCAAAUGUUCGGAAUGUGCUUCCUGAAGCAACUUCAUCUAGAAUUUCACAGUAUUCAAAGAGUGGAAAGCCUUCUGAUUCAUGUGGAUCUGGUAGUAGUGGGAAACCAUGCCAGACUUGUUCUAUCACUAGUAGGACAUGUACCAAGGUCCACAAAUUUGGAGUCGCUUUGGGGAGAUCAGUGGACCUUUCAAGAUUCGAAGGAUACUAUGGGCUCAUUCGUGAGCUUGAUCAUAUGUUUGAAUUUGAUGGGAAACUGAUGGACCGCAACAAUGGAUGGCAUAUAAUAUACACGGAUAAUGAAGGAGAUGUCAUGCUGAUGAUGAAUGAUUAUUCUUGGAGGGAUUUUUGUUCUGUGGUGCAGAAAAUAUUCAUAUACCCCAUGGAAGAAAUUGAUAAACUUAAUCCAGGCUCUUCAAUUCUGAUGAGAUUAAGUAAACAGAAACAAAAGAGUGAAUGAGGGGUGUAAAUCUUCUUUUUUUUUUUUUUUGAAUAAGUGUAUUUGGUGAGGUUGUGGUUUGCUAUGUCCACACUAAUCAGGAGGGCUCGAGUUCU
Molecule: messenger RNA, 2690 nt
Organism: Macadamia integrifolia
Lineage: Eukaryota; Viridiplantae; Streptophyta; Magnoliopsida; Proteales; Proteaceae
Product: auxin response factor 2-like
Exons: 14
Coding region: 397-2595 (732 amino acids)
Biological process (GO): response to hormone; regulation of DNA-templated transcription
Cellular component (GO): nucleus
Molecular function (GO): DNA binding; protein binding
Source: RefSeq, a predicted model, not a curated record